GGUACUUUUCUUUCAGUUGUUUUCAUUGCUUCUUUUGGCGCGUUACGUGAAGACUGAAUUUGCAGAUUUUGUCGGUGUUCAUUCGGUCAAGUUGUUGAUAUCACAAAUUGUAUUCAAUCAAGGAUCUAUUUCGUAAAGAAGACGUUAUUUUCACAAAGGACCUAAUCGAAGUCAUAAAUCAUGGCUGGUGGUAAAGCUGGAAAAGACACUGGAAAAUCUACCAAAGCGAAAGCUGUAUCACGAUCUGCCAGAGCUGGAUUACAGUUCCCUGUUGGAAGAAUACAUCGGCAUUUGAAAAACAGAACAACGAGCCAUGGCCGUGUAGGAGCUACUUCUGCUGUGUACAGCGCUGCAAUUCUGGAAUAUUUGACCGCCGAAGUGUUGGAAUUAGCGGGUAAUGCGUCGAAAGAUUUGAAAGUUAAAAGAAUCACGCCUCGACAUUUACAACUGGCGAUCAGAGGAGACGAAGAAUUAGACAGUCUUAUCAAAGCUACUAUUGCAGGAGGCGGAGUUAUUCCCCAUAUUCAUAAGUCGUUGAUCGGAAAGAAAGGAAACCAAAAGCCUGCCUAAAUAUAGUAUAAAUCGUUUGUGUCACUGUCUUAAGUAUAAGUUCACUUUAUUAGUGUUUUUCUUUCGGAUUGAUGUGUGUUUAGUGUAAGAUUUUCGUGGUGGAUUUUAGCACGUGAAUUAUGUAGACGUUAUGUUUUCCUGUUUAAGCUUAAGAACCUAUUUUUAAGAUUUUCUUACGUUUUGUAUUUUGUUUGAUCAUUAAUAAUUUAAUUUUUGUUUUGAUAUUAAGCUGAAGCCAACGCUGACCUAAUAAGUCAUGCUCUAUUUUAUGAUAUUCAACUCUCAGAAUUGACUCAAACGACUUUGGGUUUUAUUGCGACGAUUAUUUUCAGAAGUUAAAUUCGUAGACAAAAUUUCUAAUAGACUUGAAUUUUAGAAAGAGAAUUGUAAUAGUUAUAUAAAUUGCUGAUAUGUUUAAUACAAAAAUAUAGGUUAUUUUUUCACAUCA
Molecule: messenger RNA, 1018 nt
Organism: Planococcus citri (citrus mealybug)
Lineage: Eukaryota; Metazoa; Arthropoda; Insecta; Hemiptera; Pseudococcidae
Product: histone H2A.V-like
Exons: 5
Coding region: 181-570 (129 amino acids)
Biological process (GO): heterochromatin formation
Cellular component (GO): nucleosome; chromatin
Molecular function (GO): protein heterodimerization activity; structural constituent of chromatin; DNA binding
Source: RefSeq, a predicted model, not a curated record